AUAGUAUAAGUAUCUCAUUAAUCGAAGAAAAUAAUAAUAAAGACAGCUCUGAUAAAAAUAACCCUCCUAGGUCUGAUUUAUCAACAGAUAAUAUCACGAAUAUGAUUAAAAAAAUUCUUUCAGAUAUUGAAGAUAAAUCUGAAAAGUCAUUGCUUUGUAAUAAUAAAUAUCGAAAGAGAUAUUAUGACAAUAUAUCUCCUGUAUUUUUAACAAAUAGAAAAGUCAGCAAGAUUAAGAAAUAUUCUAAAGGUUCGAAGAGUCAUUACUCUAUAAUAGAUUUAGGUGGAG
Diversispora eburnea is the source of this 288-nucleotide messenger RNA. The record is from the annotation of a GenBank genome assembly. Lineage: Eukaryota; Fungi; Glomeromycota; Glomeromycetes; Diversisporales; Diversisporaceae.